Molecule: messenger RNA, 2779 nt
Organism: Hippocampus zosterae (dwarf seahorse)
Lineage: Eukaryota; Metazoa; Chordata; Actinopteri; Syngnathiformes; Syngnathidae
Gene: tomm70
Product: translocase of outer mitochondrial membrane 70 homolog A (S. cerevisiae)
Exons: 12
Coding region: 82-1845 (587 amino acids)
Molecular function (GO): protein binding
Source: RefSeq, a predicted model, not a curated record
GUGCGCAUCACGCGAAGAAGAAGGCGACAGGCGCAGAGCUGCUAACUAGCUAGCCCGCCAGCGGAACUUAAGGUGCUCAUCAUGGCUGCCUCCAAGCCAGUCGAGCCGCAGUCUGGCACCGGCCUCCCUCGUUGGCAGCUGGCUUUGCUUGUCGGCGCUCCCAUCGUGCUCGGGGUGGGGGCCGUGUACCUAUGGAACCGCAGCAGGGCGAAGGGGCGGCCGGGGAAAGGCAGCGGCGAACGGAUCACACCAGAAGGCAGCGCCAGUCCGGAGCAGGGCCAAGACAGCGCCUCGCGAUCCAAUCAAGGGCAGGACAACAUGACUCCUUUGGAUCGGGCCCAGGCAGCAAAGAACAAAGGCAACAAAUACUUCAAAGCGGCCAAGUACGACAAUGCCAUCCAGUGUUACACCGAGGCCAUUGCGCUCUGCCCCACCGAGCAAAAGAGCGACCUGUCGACAUUCUACCAGAACCGAGCGGCGGCCUAUGAGCACCAGAUGAAAUGGACCGAAGUGGUUCAGGACUGCUCGCAGGCCGUGAAACUCAACCCGCGCUACGUCAAGGCUCUUUUCAGGAGGGCAAAAGCUUUGGAGAAGCUGGACAACAAGAAGGAAUGCCUGGAAGAUGUCACCGCCGUGUGCAUCUUGGAGGCCUUCCAGAACCAGCAGAGCAUGCUGCUGGCAGACAAGGUGCUCAAGCAACUGGGGAAGGAGAAAGCCAAAGACAAAUACAAAAACCGCGAGCCGAUGAUGCCUUCGCCCCAGUUUAUCAAGUCAUACUUUGGCUCCUUCACCGACGACAUCAUCUCGCAGCCGCUGCAGAAGGGCGAGAAGAAGGACGAGGACAAGGACAACGAGGGCGAGGCCUCAGAGGUCGCAGCCAGCGGUCUGCUCCAAUUCCUCAGCGCGGGCUACCUGAAGGCCAAACACUUCAUGGAAGAGGAGAACUACGACAAGAUAAUCAGCGAGUGCACCAAGGAGGUGGACGCGGAGGGCCGCUAUACGGCAGAGGCGCUGCUGCUGCGCGCCACCUUCUACCUGCUGAUCGGCAACGCCACCGCCGCUCAGCCCGACUUGGACCGCGUCAUCAACAUGCAGGAGGCCAAUGUCAAGCUGCGAGCCAACGCUCUCAUCAAGCGCGGGAGCAUGUACAUGCAGCAACAGCAACCCAUGCUCUCCACGCAGGACUUCAACAUGGCGGCGGAAAUCGACACUCGCAACCCCGACGUGUACCACCACAGGGGGCAGCUGAAGAUCCUGCUGGACCAGGUGGACGAAGCCGUGGGGGACUUUGACGAGUGCAUCCUACUCCGGCCCGACUCUGCUCUCGCCCAGGCGCAGAAGUGCUUUGCCCUGUACAGACAAGCAUACACCGGCAACAACCCAUCACAAGUCCAGAUCGCCAUGGAUGGCUUCGAGGACGUGAUCAGAAGGUUCCCCAAGUGUGCGGAGGGCUACGCGCUAUACGCCCAGGCUCUGACUGAUCAGCAGCACUUUGGAAAAGCCGACGAGAUGUAUGACAAGUGUAUCGAACUGGAACCAGACAAUGCCACUACGUAUGUCCACAAAGGAUUAUUACAGCUCCAGUGGAAGCAAGACCUGGAUUUGGGUCUGGACCUCAUCAGCAAGGCCAUCGAGAUUGACAACAAAUGCGACUUUGCCUACGAAACGAUGGGAACGAUUGAAGUUCAAAGGGGCAAUCUGGACAAAGCGAUCGAGAUGUUCAACAAGGCCAUCAAUCUGGCCAAGUCGGAGAUGGAGAUGGCACACUUGUACUCGCUGUGCGACGCGGCGUACGCCCAGACGGAGGUCGCCAGGAAGUACGGCCUCAAGCCCCCGACGCUAUAACUCCUGCGCCGCAACUGUGUUCAGCUUUGCAUCUAUUUGUUUAAGCAAGGCAGGAGGGUGGUGGUGGGGGGGUUGCUGGAUUGUAAUGUAAAAAAAAAAUAUCAUAAUGAAAGGGCCCUCCUGGAAAUAUAUACAGCAUCGUGUUUACGUUGUAGUUGAAAAGGGGUCUGCUAUGCUUAGGGGUCACACCACCCCUCUACCCCACAAUGUGUCAAGUACAGGGAUGGUCUAUACACUUGUCCUAUUGUUAUGAUUUACAAGACAACAAAAAAAAAAAGCGGACUUGUGACGGGUCUUCGGAUUCGACAUGCAAUCCUGUGAAAGUUAGUUCAACUAUCAAAGUGUUUUGUUCCAUUUAUGCACCAAUAUCGGUUCCGAGUUGGAGAUUAAAACCAUAGAGCCAAAUCUGUAAUGUCUUGUUUGUAAUUCCUGGAUUAAGGCCCUCUAUGUGGAGGAUGAUGCGGAAUCAAGGAGUCUUUUUUCUUUUUUUUUAACAUUGACUUGCGUGUUGCGUGUUUUUUCUUUUUCUACAUUUUGUGCAGCAUGUUCACCUUAUGAUGUAAAUGCAAACGACUGCUUUUUGAAUGAACACUCAGAGAAUCUUGGCUAUCAGGCCGACUCAAACGCCUCCUUUCUAUAGCACUUGCAUCACGAACACACUCUCGGUUGUGCAAUUCUUUGGACUUUUUUUUUGAGGUGGGGGGGGGAAUGGUUUUAUUUGAUUUUCAACUGGGUAGUUGCCUGAGCCAUUUUUUUUCUUUUUCGGUGUAUCUCCUUUUACAGAUAGGCACAAAUUUCUUAUAGGAAUUGAUGUAAACAUUCUGAGACGGCCACUUUGAUUUUGACUGACAAAUUCAACUGACAUUCUUCAUCCAUGUAUGGUGACCAAAGUGAAAUGGAAUUUGAAUCCUAAUAAAGUUAUGAUUCCUGGAAA